UGCAUGAAUUUUUCAUUAUCUCGAAAGACCAAAAACCUACGCUGAUUUUAAAUAUUAAUGAAAUAAUAACGCUAACCUGCGAAUCCCACACUAAUACUAAAACCGCCAAAAUACUGAUACGAGCUAUUGACGUACACCAUAGGAACGAGAAAGUGUUUACUCGAGUGAAACCGAUCAGGGCAGCUAAAGUAUGAAAAGCUGAUAACAGGGAAUUCCUUGUGGUCUUACAGAACAUAGAAAUAACCCCACAUUAUCAGAGAGCUGUAACGCAUGGUUUAGAUAUGUUUUUACUGGACAAAUCGCGUAUAACGAUAAAUGAUUUACGCCAGGUGUCCCAAGCGUCACGAGAAGCCAGACUUGACCAGGAGCUCGCCCGCUUCGAGGACUGCCUGGAAAUUACCUUAGUAGAUAAGACGAGGUUCCUUGAAGAUCUUUACCGAAGAUUGCAGCAACUCACAAGUAGAUGGCGGUCAUGGCAUCGAGGCUCAUCGAGCACGGGAGGCCGAGGGACACAGUUCAUUUCAAUUGGACAGAUUGAGGAACUGGUAGUAUGGGAUCGUACGAUCCAUACCAAGCACAGAACAUCGACAGACACAUCCGCAGGAGAUGAAGACAAGCCAAUCGACACGCUCAUUCGAUUUUUGCAAGCUUGCAAGGAUUCUCAAGACCUGUAUGACCAGUUUGACCAUAAUCUAUACCGACCUCUCAACGAGUUUUUCAAAGAUGAGCAAGUCAAACCACUGGCGCAGGCGCUCGUUGGCGUUAUGGGGCGCUGGAAGGGACUCCUUUCUCCAGGUCCCAUCAAUCACCGAAUGUUCAGCGCAAAAAGCGCAGAUGCAGUCUACUACAUGGACCUGACCUGCCGACCACGUGACUCCCAAUUUAACCUCGUUCUCAGGCUCGUCCCAGACCUCUCACUCAAGGCUUUCGAGGCUUUUUGUCUUGCAAAGCAGUGGCGCUCUAGCGUGGGUCCAGCCGGAUACACGCGCGAGUUGAACUAUAUUUAUUCCAAAUGGAUACCAGAGAAACGUGGUGCAGAUAGUGAUUUUCAUUGUAAAGCCAUCGGAGGUAAGUCAGCGAUUAAGAAAAGCUUUGAGCUGAUGACCAAUCAGGAGAGGCUUCGCGAAGUGCAGAGUAAACUGUGUGCGACUGAAAAAGUCAUUGCGAACUCAUCCGAGCAUAUGCAUGAUACGAGCUCAGAGGCGCAUCGCCUGUCGGGCGCAAUCGGAACCACUCUUGAACAGCUCGGAUCCAUGAGACAAAAAGUAAAGACUGCGCGUUUUGCGCGGGGAGAGAUCGUCCGUGGAAUGGGCCGAACCAAGGGCUACAUCGAUAUGCUGCAAGAAGAGAUGAAGAGAGAGCAACAAGAGAUCCAAAGGAUUCGUGCAAGGCUUAUUCAAUCAGAAAUUAGCUGGAAGUACACUAACAACCGCGAAAUGACUAGGGUGCUUGAAGACGACCUUGCCGAGUCCAUAGCGAGAUGCCAGCACCUCCGUACGGAGAUCACCCGGGCGGAAUCCGGAUACGGCAUUCAAAAAAAUCGACAUCGCUCGGCAUGCGACCGACUGAACGACGAACGCGACGGGCUCGAGUCGAUCAAAUCUGAGCGCGUCGCGAUUAGCCGAAAGCUACUCAAGUCCCGAGACAAGCAAAGGGUACACGAAAAGAGGUUGGUCACUGCCGCUGACAAUUUUAACUCACUAAAAGAGGAGCUGAGACAGAGCAAGCUGACUCAGAAUGUACUUAUACGGCAGAUGCUACAACCAAAGCAGGAGGAGCGUCCUUGGACUAAGACUUUGUAGAUAGACUUUUACGGCAGAUGCUACAACCAAAGCAGGAGGAGCGUCCUUGGACUAAGUCUUUGUAGAUAGACUUUUACGGCAGAUGCCACAGCCAAAGCAGGAGGAGCGUCCUUGGACUAAGACUUUGUAGAUAGACUCAGAUAAGUCACCUACUGUAAAUGAAUUAAGGGAACACCCCCCUUAUCUAAAAUUCGCUCCUCUUAGCUCACGAGUUUGUAUUGAGCGCCAUACUCUUACGCCUCCUCUAUUAAACGAAAACAGGAGAUUUCCCUCAUAAAGUAACACUCAAACGCCCCCCGAGGAGGAGGUUAAACUGUCAUAACAAAUUAUUAUUGUAUUGUAACGUGCAACGUUUAUUAGCUCACGUUUGUGGUAUUUUGACCUUUCUAUAACAUCUACAACUAUAACUUCUUAUAUCUUAUGCCUUCUUACAAAUAUUUACAGAUUUUUAAAAUAACAAAACAAUAAAGCCUAACCAGACA
Molecule: messenger RNA, 2284 nt
Organism: Nematostella vectensis (starlet sea anemone)
Lineage: Eukaryota; Metazoa; Cnidaria; Anthozoa; Actiniaria; Edwardsiidae
Exons: 5
Coding region: 282-1802 (506 amino acids)
Biological process (GO): positive regulation of amyloid-beta formation
Cellular component (GO): trans-Golgi network
Source: RefSeq, a predicted model, not a curated record